Ficedula albicollis (Collared flycatcher) is the source of this 495-nucleotide messenger RNA. RefSeq lists its product as uncharacterized. Lineage: Eukaryota; Metazoa; Chordata; Aves; Passeriformes; Muscicapidae. The transcript has 3 exons. The coding region runs from base 1 to 456 and encodes 151 amino acids. The record is from RefSeq and is a predicted model, not a curated record.
AUGGGGGAAAAAUCAGGGAGGGGGUCCCCAAAAAAUGAGAGGGGGGGGUCCCCAAAAACCACGGGGGUCCCCCAAAACAGGGGACAGGCGGCAGAACUCGGGGUGCAGGACUAUUUCCUGUUCUCGGAGAUGCUGAUGCAGCGCCCUCUGGGCCGUCCCUCGCGGCUGCCGGGCGGGGGGGGCGCCGCCCAGCCGCCGGGCGGGGGGGGCGCCGCCCAGCCGGGCCCGGAGGGGCGGGGGCCUCACCUGCAGGGCGCACCUGAGGGGCACCUGAGCGGCGAGGAGCGGGGCUACAUGCAGAGCAUGGCGGCGCAGCGCUUCCCGCGCAUCCUGCAGGUGCUGCGCGCGCUGCCGCGGCCCAUGCUGCUGGUGUUCCGCAACAUCAACACCGUGCGCAGCGUGCACGCCGCCCUGGGCGCACCUGCGGAUCGGUACGGCAUCAUGGCGCGCAGGUGAGACAGGUGUGUGUGAUACAGGUGUGUGUGUGUGUGAUAC